Messenger RNA from Strongyloides ratti, 465 nucleotides. RefSeq names its product Actin-related protein 2/3 complex subunit 5. The record is from RefSeq and is a predicted model, not a curated record. The transcript has 2 exons. Lineage: Eukaryota; Metazoa; Nematoda; Chromadorea; Rhabditida; Strongyloididae. Gene Ontology annotation, biological process: Arp2/3 complex-mediated actin nucleation; cell migration; regulation of actin filament polymerization. Gene Ontology annotation, cellular component: cytoplasm; Arp2/3 protein complex; actin cytoskeleton. Gene Ontology annotation, molecular function: actin filament binding. Bases 1 to 465 code for a protein of 154 amino acids.
AUGGCUAAAAAUACCUCAAAUACUAGUUAUAGAAAGUUAGAUGUAGAUGCUUUUGAUCCAGAGAAAUAUGAUGAAAAUGAGGAAAUGUUUGUUGAAAAUCCUUCUGCUAUUGGUCCUGAUGAAAAGUUAGUACAACAAUUAUUAAAUAGUGGAAAAAAUACAGAGGCUCUAAAGGCUGCAUUAUGUAAUGCUCCUUUAAAUGUUAAAAAUGAUGGUAUAUUAGAGAAAGCUGUAGGAACAGUUAUUAAAACACUAACAAAUCAUAGAAAUGCUGAAAUUGGAGAAUCAAUAAAAGAAUUGAAUGAUGAUGAAGUAGAUAUUUUAAUGAAGUAUAUUUAUAAAGGAAUGGAAAUUAUGCCUGAUGGAAGUGUGUGUAAUUCACUAUUAUCAUGGCAUUCUCAUGCCUUUGAACGUUGUGGACAUGGUGGUAUAAUGAGAGUUUUUAGUGACAGAACUCGCCUUUAA